Molecule: messenger RNA, 1182 nt
Organism: Angiostrongylus costaricensis
Lineage: Eukaryota; Metazoa; Nematoda; Chromadorea; Rhabditida; Metastrongylidae
Source: the annotation of a GenBank genome assembly
AUGUUCGAAAUAAAAGGAGACGAAAAAAGGUCACUACAAAUGAACUUGAAGUGCUUUCCGCUACUCUACGUAAAUAUGGCCGGCGAGAUGAUCUAUAUUCUGGAGCAGAGACUCAAGAGUCAGAAGGAUAUUUCGGAGAAAAAAAGCAACAUUGUACUUCACGACAUCAUCAGUCAUACCCUCAAACACAAGUAUCUUCUUGAGAUUUUUAAACCUCAACAAAUGCUCUCACGCCGACAAAUGCAGGUAUUAUUCGAGCGACUUGCACAUUCUAGCAUUAUGCGACUGAGUGAAAACAGUAUGGAAAAACUGUUCGAUCUGACACUAAUGAUCACAAAAUAUCAAGUCCUAUCUGUGAUUACGCCUGAACAGAUAUUAACUGUCACUAUGAAUCAUCUGAGUGGGAUGAAACGGAUCGCGAAGCAAGAGAACAACAUCCAUGAGCUUAUCCGAGACGCUCAUGCAAUGUUUCUAAUGCUCUAUGGGCCAGUACCGAUAACUGAAUGGAGUAUGAUACGGUAUCAAAUGCUCAACUUCUUUCAGGACUGCCAUGUGAGAGUUUCGAUUCUUAUUAGAGACGAAAAACAGCUUUCGGACGGCCACUUUGUCUAUUUACCGACCAAAGACCCGGUUGCACUUCCACCAGAUGUGCAAACACCAGGAUUAACGAAGUACUACGAGAACGGCGAGUUUGUAAAAUCCACUCAGUGGCCGGUGAUUAGGAACUACGUUCCUCUUCAGAAUCCGGAAGAUCGCAGUCUAGACGCAAAAGUUCGUUCAACGACGCUUGGCACGAGCAUUUUUGUCGCAGAAAAGAGUGUGAACAUCAACGGUGGUGGUGGUGUUGUGAAAGCUGAAUCGGUACAAUACGGAGAUGAGAUGAAGCUGCUUCAGUCAUUGCUUGGUGAAACCCUUAAAACCGACAGCGAGCUUGAUUUGAAUAUGUUCGACUCGACAGUCGAGGAAAAGACGUAUGUGAAGGAAACUGAAGCGCUUCUUAAGAAUGUUCUGAAGAUCGAUGCUUCCAAAGACAAAAAGUCGAUAUCGGCUACUAUGUCGGAGACAGAAACUUUGCAACAUGAAAUUGACGGUUUCUCGUUAAAGAUCUCGUUCCAUGGGGCAAUGAUGGCACCAAUGAAUUUAUUCAGUGAAGACCAUGGUCCCAGUGGGAGUUUCUCAUGA